Molecule: messenger RNA, 2905 nt
Organism: Dendronephthya gigantea
Lineage: Eukaryota; Metazoa; Cnidaria; Anthozoa; Malacalcyonacea; Nephtheidae
Product: tyrosine-protein kinase HTK16-like
Exons: 12
Coding region: 118-2454 (778 amino acids)
Biological process (GO): innate immune response; protein phosphorylation; cell differentiation
Cellular component (GO): extrinsic component of cytoplasmic side of plasma membrane
Molecular function (GO): signaling receptor binding; ATP binding; non-membrane spanning protein tyrosine kinase activity
Source: RefSeq, a predicted model, not a curated record
UUCCGGGUUGUGGGAUGUACGUAGGUGAAACUAUUUGUUUACCGUCGUGUUUGACCGCCUUUGCCAAAUAAUGAAAUAUUCCAGAGUAGUUUAAGCGUUCUGUUACAAUAAUUCAAUAUGAUGUCAGAUGGGUUAGGGCAACGAAACGAUAUACUGUGGUUUCACGGCAGACUUACUCGGGAUCAAGCACGCCGAUCAUUGAUCGAAUCUGGUCAACAAGAUGGUUUAUUUCUGGUUCGUGAAAGUACUAAUGCUCCAGGAAGUUUUGUAUUGUCAUUGUGGAGUGAGCAUACGGCAUUUCACUAUCAAAUAAUUUACCAUGGGCAUUGUCAUUUUAGUAUAGAUGAUGGACCUAUAUUUUCAGGAUUAGAUACACUUGUGAAUUAUUAUAGAGACCAGGCUGGUGGACUUGCAACUAAGUUAGUUCGGUGUUGUGUUGGUGGUCGACCUCCUCCACCAUCGAUUUGUCAGCUUCAUAUUGCCUCAGAAUUUCAACGAAGUUCACUUCACCGUGCCUGUGAAUCAGGCGACAAAACCGAAGUUCAUAGAAUACUUCAAGAUCCCAAUAUAAAUAUUGAGUUAGUAAAUGAAGAUGGGGCUACAGCAUUACAUAUUGCAUGUGACAAAGGCCAUUCAGAGAUUGUAUGGAAACUGCUAGAGUAUAAUGCGAAUGUAAACAGUCGUGACAAAGAAGGAAGAACACCACUCAUGUAUGCCUGUCAUGGUGGAUAUGUCAAUGUAUGUGAAAUGCUUGUGUAUCGCCGAGCUGCAGCAAUACAAGAACGUUCAUUUGGUGAUGGUUAUGUAGCUUUACAUAUAGCAGCAAUGCGUGGACAUAAAGAUUGUGUUGAACUUUUAUUAAAAGCAGGGGCACCUGUACACCCAAGAGCACAAGAUGGAAAUACACCCAAAGAUCUUGCUAAAGAAAAUGGACAUUAUGACUUGGCAGUUUUUUUAGAACAUUUUCCUGUUUCUUCACCAAAAACCGAACCAAAACACUGGCUUCACCAAAACGUCGAUAGAGAGGCAGCAGUAACGCUUUUGUAUAAAUGGCAAUGUACAGAUGGAUUAUUUCUAAUACGAACCAGUACUAGAGCAUGGGGCGUUCACGUUCUCACAAUGGCCGUGCGGAAAACACCUUAUCAUUAUCAGAUAAAGAGCAUGGGCGAUCGCUGGUUUUACAUUGACGAUGGUCCAUUAUUUGAAACUUUACCCCACUUGGUGGAUUAUUAUGGUGCACUAGCUGAUGGUUUACCGCACCAGUUAACACGAGCUAUUCAACCAAAUGGAGAUACUCCAUUACCACUAAAAUCCAUCCCAAUACCUCUGCCAUCCCCAUCAAUGCCGAAUUUCAACAUUAACAUUAACACUCAAAUGUACCCACCCCCGCCUCCUAAAACGAAGCCUCCUGUUUUACGUCCUGGGAGAAGCUUCGAUAGUCCAGAUGAUGAUCGUGAUGACUACCUGAAGUUAGAAGAAAAACCAAAACAACCUACUCGACGCCAGCCUCCUCCUACCCCACCUGGACCGUCUCCUUUUAGAUCCUCGAUUUCUAAUAGACCACCACCCCCUCUACCUGUAGACCAGCAGCAGGAAAACGAAGGCAAACCACAAACAAUUAUAAACUUAACUGAACUUAAGACAAAUGCUGAGUUAGGACAAGGGGAGUUUGGAUCUGUUUUACGAGGAGUUUGGAAGAAUCCUAAUGGUGCUGAAAUGGACGUGGCGAUGAAAACACUUCAUCCUGAUAAAAUCACCCAAGGCGAACAGGAAUUUUUGCGUGAGGCUCGAGUUAUGUCGGGUCUGAACCAUCCUUGUAUUGUCAAACUCCUUGGUGUCUGUCUGGGACCACCUCUUGUACUUGUGCAAGAAUUAGUGAAUAUGGGUGCGUUGUUAGAUUAUCUUUUUACAUUCGCCCAAGAAAUAUCUCUGGGUGAUUUAAAGUUAUGGGCAGCUCAGAUUGCGUGGGGAAUGAUGUACCUUGAGGAAAAACGUUUUGUGCAUCGUGAUCUUGCAACGAGGAAUAUUCUCUUACAGUCUAAGGAUCAGAUAAAAAUAAGUGAUUUUGGCCUGUCACGUGCAAUUGGUUCUGGAAGUAAUUAUUAUGUAGCAUCAAAAGGUGGUCGUUGGCCUGUCAAAUGGUACGCUCCCGAAUCAAUAAACUAUGGUAGAUUCUCUCAUGAAAGUGAUGUAUGGAGUUAUGGUGUCACACUUUGGGAAAUGUUUUCAUUUGGACAACAACCUUACGGGGAAAUGUCUGGCGCGCAGGUAAUGGAAAUGGUUGAAAGCCAAGGAAAGAGAUUGGAAAGACCAGAUAAAUGUCCAGAACAUACUUAUCAACUAAUGUUAAGAUGUUGGGAUUUGCAACCUGAGAAGCGUCCUACAUUUGCAGAAUUGCAUCAAAUCUUUAAAACAAAUCCACUCUAUUCUGAUGUGGAAAUAAAUGCAGGUUAAUAUUAUGUUAGAGUAACUUGCAUUUAAAUGUCGUGUAUGUAUUCAUGUAUGUAUUGAUAAUUAGCGGGAAUCAUGGAAAUCAAAUUUCAGCAGCAAACCAUAUUUCAUUCAACCAGAAUCCUACUGUAAGACUGGUUUUACAAAACCGUAGAAUACAUGAAAUGUGGUAAAGCAAGAUGGUCAUGCAGAAAGACGAAACUCGGCAGGAUUCUUCAUAAAAUCGCAAUCAGUUAUUCUAAAUUAUCCGGAAGACCUGUCGUUUUACACCAGGAAUAAUCAAAAACAAACAACGUUCUAGUCUAUAUUUGUAUUGAAUCUACAUUUGUUAUCAGCAAGGCAACUUCUGGGAAGUAAUAUAUGCAGUCGAUAGCUACUAAUAAAUGCCUUCAAAAGGCUUUAUCGCACAAAAGAAAUGCAAUCAUUUCAAUGAUUAUUAAUAAAAAAUCUUAUG